This is a messenger RNA of Lentinula edodes (shiitake mushroom), 1642 nucleotides long. RefSeq names its product NAD(P)-binding protein. The record is from RefSeq and is a predicted model, not a curated record. Lineage: Eukaryota; Fungi; Basidiomycota; Agaricomycetes; Agaricales; Omphalotaceae. The transcript is spliced from 3 exons. Gene Ontology annotation, molecular function: nucleotide binding. Bases 49 to 1239 code for a protein of 396 amino acids.
GGUGCUUAUCGAGCCUAUCUUAGCAUUCUUGUUUUGCUUGCUCCUUUCAUGGAACCAAUCAAGUGCUGUGCAAUUGGUGCAGGUCUAGCAACACUUACUUUCCAUGUCCCAUUUGUUCUCGGUCUUCCUUCGCUCUUUACCCUGCACGGCGUCCUCGAGCGCAAUCCCCGUACUCCCUCCGGCACCGUUUGUGACCGUUUCCACCUUUCUUCCGCUGAAGUAAAGCUUUACCAAACUCUCGAGGAAGUCCUUUCCGAUCCCGAGAUCGAAUUAGUUCUGGUUGGUACCCCGAAUGACACGCAUUAUGCUCUAGCCAAAGCCGCGCUGGAAGCAGGAAAACAUGUUCUAGUGGAUAAACCUGUUACACCCAGUGUACAAGAGGCAAAAGAGUUGGGCGAGUUAGCUCGAGAUAAGGGAAAGGUCUUGUAUGCGUUUCAGAAUCGCAGAUGGGAUCAAGAUUUUUUGGCAUUGAAGAAAUUAUUGGAUCUGCCGGAUAGUGACCCGAAAAGUUUGGGGACUGUGGUUGAGUUCGAAUCGCAUUUCGACCGAUAUCGCCUUGGAUUGAAAGGGUCAUGGAAAGAUGAGCCGCGUCCAGCUGCUGGGCUAAUAUACGACCUCGGCUCGCAUCUGAUUGACCAGACCCUUUGCUUGUUUGGUCGACCCACACAGAUCACAGCGUUUGCAUCAAACUUGAGGGGAGUAGGACAUCCUGAUGUAGACGAUAAUUUCACAAUUCAUAUGCACUACCCAGCCGGAUCCGCUCUGCCAUACCCAUUUACCGCCAUCCUCCGCGCUCACCCCCUUUCCGUUCACUCUCCUCAACUCCGCUUCAACGUCCUAGGUCAGAAAGGAUCUUACAUCAAAUACGGCGUGGAUGUUCAGGAAGAGCAACUUAAGAGUCUUACUGCAGUUCCUGUCACCGCUACUAGUACCAGCACUGCAAGCCUUACUCCGGAAAAUCUGAUCACCUCUCCCUCAUUAGGCUAUGGUCUCGAACCCGAAAUACUCUGGGGUGCACUCGAACACGCUACAGAUCCUGUCGGUAUGACGUUCGUUAAAUCAGUAUGGCCAUCGGAAGAGCCGGGAUGUUAUGCGGAUUUGUAUCGUAAUCUCGCAGCAGCGAUCAGAGAGGGCGUUGAAACAAAGGUCAAGUGGGAGGAGGCAACAGCAGUCAUUGAGAUGAUUGAACUAGCAAAGAAGAGUGCAAAGGAAGGCAGAACCGUUGAUGUGCCGUACUGAUGUGGACAGUAGGGACUCGAUACAGAAGUUGGUUUGUUUGUUCUCUAUUGAGAGACAUACAACGUGCGACGGUGUUAUACAGCCAGAGGUGUUGGCACAACUACUCGAAGAUAAUUAAGUUACAAAGUCACAGUCCCAAUACAGUCAAGUAAUUACACAGGAAAUGUAGGAUGCAACAGCAGCGAAGUCGACAGCACGAUAAGCAAGUAUUGAGAGUGGUUUAGAGACAGCGUACAGAUUCAUCAAGAGUAAUAAAAGAGGACUUCACGAUGUUGUUGGAGGUAUUGAAGUUCUUCGGUUCAGAGGAUAAUUCUCUGCGCCGUUCUCUGCUGUCUAUGUCAGCACAUAGGUGGAUGCAAGAGUCCCGCAACAGGACGCACCGUGUCUUGAAUCGAAAGGGGUA